Brachypodium distachyon (stiff brome) is the source of this 819-nucleotide messenger RNA. RefSeq names its product probable phospholipase A2 homolog 2. Lineage: Eukaryota; Viridiplantae; Streptophyta; Magnoliopsida; Poales; Poaceae. The transcript is spliced from 4 exons. Bases 76 to 579 code for a protein of 167 amino acids. The record is from RefSeq and is a predicted model, not a curated record. Gene Ontology annotation, biological process: phospholipid metabolic process; arachidonate secretion; lipid catabolic process. Gene Ontology annotation, molecular function: A2-type glycerophospholipase activity; calcium ion binding.
UACACUGAUGCGCGUACUAAUCCAACCAAGCUGCCUUAGUUAGCUUGCCGUCGAUAUACUAUACAUUUUGUGAAGAUGCACACGGGUCGUCUUCUUCCUCUCCUUCUCCUCCUGCUCGCCGCCGCCGAUCGCUCGCUCGCCCUCGGCAUCUUCGGCGCGCCGCCACCGUCCAGCGACCAAGACUCCUCGUGCAGCCGAACGUGCGAGUCAGUGUACUGCUCGGGUACCAUAGAGGCUCCGUUGAUGCGGUACGGCAAGUACUGCGGCGUGUCGUACACCGGCUGCCCGGGCGAGGCCCCCUGCGACGCCCUGGACGCCUGCUGCAUGCUCCACGACGCCUGCGUCCAGGCCACGGACAACGACUACCUCAACAUGUGGUGUAACCAGAGCCUGCUGGACUGCGUGGCGGCGGUGGGGACGGCGGCAUCAUCGGCGGCGGCGGCCGGCGGCGCCGCCGUCGUGUGGGCGACGUUCGAGGGGAACCGGUGCAACGUGACGGACGUCGCCGACGAGAUCACGGCCAUCCUGGAGGCCGCCGUGUACGCCGAGAGGAUCCUGCAUCACAGGAGCGCGCCUUAAUUUGCUUAAUUCACUUGUGUUUCGUUUCUGGUUGAAGUUGGCGGCUGUCCGGCCUAGAAUUAGGAGAAGUUUGGUGGAGGUGGCUCAGCAAGCUGAUGCGUGGUGGCUUGCGAUUUGUGCAAGUCAGAUCGAUCAUUCAGGCCUACCCGAUGAACAUUCACAUUUUAGCAAAAGAGUGUGAGUUGAACUUCGUGCUAAUUAAUCAAGAGCUCAGAAAAGAGGUGCUCCACUUCGUGUAAA